Pocillopora meandrina is the source of this 3135-nucleotide messenger RNA. The record is from the annotation of a GenBank genome assembly. Lineage: Eukaryota; Metazoa; Cnidaria; Anthozoa; Scleractinia; Pocilloporidae.
AUGAGUGGGAGUGGUAUGAGAAAUAAUAUACAUUUUAUAUGUUUGAAGAUCCAUUGUAAAUGGUGUGGCAAAGUAGUUUCCAAGGACAGUGAGACUUUGGACAUCCCACAGGAUUCUGUGGUGAGUAAUAUUUAUUGCUCCACAACCCAAAAAGUCAGGUACUCUUUGGUUGGGAAGAAAAAAGGAUUAAUGCAUUGAAAUUGUAUAAUAUGCAUCUUUUUAAUUUGUCAGAAAACUGUGGAAAGAAUACUAACUUGGCAUAUAGAUUGGACUAAAAGGAUUCUGAAGAUUAAAGGGGCAGAGGUUAGUUUUGAAACUUUAAUAGAUUUUGUUUCUCCUGUAGGAGGGAAUAUGGAUUGCAAACAUUUCUCCAUCAUAAGACUUGACUGGUAAUCGUGCUUAUUCUUCAUCUGUGGUGGCAGCCUUUACAUUAACAUUGUCAUUUGUCAUUUCUUUGGAUAGAAGACACUUAAGUUUUAAAGCCUUUCUCAGAGUAAAUGUGUGAUGUUCUAGAGUGACACGAUGUUACACUGUUCAUCUUAGUUUACACAUAGGAGCAUCACUGGGUAGAAGAGGCAGUGUCAGAGAAAUUUGAGAAAUUACCAGUGGGAGUUGUUGUGAAUGUAGACUUUUGCAAAGUUCCUUUUUGUUGGGCAUGACAGAGUCCAUGGUCUGGGGGAAAGAGACUAUUCUUUCCAAUGUAAUAUCAUUUUAAUUUUUUACAUGGAGACAAUAGUUUCAAUGAAAGUUUGGCUUUGUUUGCUUGGUUGGCUUGCUAAGUCUUUGCCCUUUGUGGGAGCACUAGGUAUCUAGGUAGGCUGUCAGAGCUGUUAAAAUAUGGAAUGCUUAUCACCUUUGGAAAAAAGCCUUCUGGUCUAAACUCCUUACUUUGUUCCUUUCAUCAAAAUGAUCCACACUUGAAAUCACAUGUUCUUACCAGUAUUCCAAAGUAGACUAUAAUAUUCUCAGACAAUCCUUGAAUUGCUUUCGUUUAACAUUGUAGUUUUGUUGUCAAGAUUGUCAUUUGCUGUUGAACCUUGCAAAGCUACUGAAUUUCCUGUUGUCUUCAGAUAACUCUUCAGACAGUGCAAAGGUAUGUUGGCUUGAAUUUUCCUGCCUGUGCUUGGAAUACUUCAGUCAAUGAUAGACCCUAAGGGCUUGUUCUUUGCACAAGGUCUAACCCAAACCACAGUUUUACGCAAGUAGAGGGCCUUACAUAUUCUCUGUAAGAGGGUUGUUUUAAUGAAAUGAAUGCCCUUCCACUAUUAGCUUUCGGCCCUCUUGAAACUGUUUGCAAUAAUAAAUGCUCAGAUAAAAGACUCAGCUUAAUUCCAGAUAGUUUAGAAAGCAGUUUAGUUACAUGACAGUUAAACUUUGUUUAAAUAACAGGCCCUUAGGGUUUUCAUUAGUAGAUAUAGCAGGAGAAUUCCAAUACUUCACAGGAAAUAUUCCCCAUGUCUGAAAAAAAUAGUACUCAGAUCAUCUAGAUUUAGUCAGAGAUUUCUGAGUAGAAGCCACAGAAUUGUAUGGUGUAGCGAGAUAACUCUCAAAUUUAUGUCACCUUAUUAAUACCCAUCUCCCGAAAUGGUAGCAAAUUUAAACUUUAUCAUUGUGAUAAGGAAAGCAGCAAGCGGGAAAUUAAAGGAGGAAAUACAAGAUAAGAUUUCAAGCAUCUAAAAUAUCAUCUUCAAUUAAUGAAAAGUUGAAACUGUCAUAGUUUGACAAUUUUAUUUCCUUGAAUAAAGCAGCCAUGCCCUAAUAAGCUCCCACACUCUAACAAGCACCCACCCCCACCCCUCUUGGUCAUAAUAUCAAACCAAGUGCCUUUCUUGACCUCUUGAAAGAGUGCCCUCCUCCCUUCUUCUUCACUUUCAUAAAAUUAGGUUAAGAGGAAAACUUAUUCUUAAAAGUUUUUGAGCUUAAAACACAGUAGAAUAAGUGCAGGUCAAUAAAUUCUUUAAAAUGUUCUCCCUCCCUUAAGCGCCCUCCAUCUGAUAAGCGCCCUGUGUACAUAAGUUUUCAAGACCAAUUACUUUAAACACAAAUGUUUCCUGUUUAUUUUUCCACUUCCUCUCCAGCUGUAUUCUUUGGCCUCCCACUUCAGUCAAAUAAAUGGACACACAUCUCAGUCAGGAGAAGACGACAUCAUGUUACUUCAACAAGCUGUAUCUGUUGUUCACUCUCUCCAUGUGCUAACAAAGUAGGCAUUGUACUGAAUGAUUAACAUAGCAGUUGUAUCUUCUGUACCUCUCCAGACUUUUUCCAGACAGAAAUGCAAGAGAGGACACAUUGUGACGAGGCUAGAUGAAACUGUACAUGUAGCAAUAUUUCCCAUUCUAAUUCACAACGAUAGGGGUUUAAUUUUCUUCAACUGUUUCUAGAAACAUGCCGGAUUUGCAAAUUCAAGGACCAGAUGGCAAAAGCGUCACAUUGGACACUGUUUGUGACGUGUUAAACCAUUUUUCUCCACGUUUGAUGUCAAGCUCUUCCCCAAGGUCUGCAUCAAAAACAAAACAGAAGAGGAUAAAAGCGAAAAGGUUAAACGACGAUCUUAACAUCACCAAGAAAUUAGAUUCCUCGAUGACUGAGCUUAAAACGAAUUCUACAAAGAAGAAAAAGAUGGGAGUGGCUUCUGAACCUCAUGUUAAUGGAAAUCACAUCAGCGAUGAUGAAGGUGCGGUUGAGGAUGAUCAUGCCAAGGAAACAUUAGAGGUGUGUUAGAGGUAUAUAUUUCUGGUAGAGAAAAAGCUGGCGUCAGCAAAGCGAGCGGAGGGGGUGAUUUUAUGAAAGGUUUUAAAAUCACUGGCGUGUUGUACAUUUAUUUCAUAGGAACUUCUUAUCAGUCUAUUGACUUAAAAAAAAAAUGGACAGUUUCAUUUUGACAACUACCUGUCACUUUACGUCAAGGUAAUGCUUAAAAGUUAGGAGGAAGACAGUCUUGGAUCACGGAGAGUUUCACGUACGUAGUCGCGUCUGGUGUUCGGUCUGCUACUCGAUACUCGAUUUUCAACCGAGAAUUUUAAGUUUCAUUACGUUUUCUUUCAGGGCUCAGCAAAAAGAAAGCAUCUUAUUGUAUCCGGAAAGAGGAAGAAAGGUACAGCUGGGAAAGUGAAACUCGGGAAAAAGAGGAGGUGA